Tetrahymena thermophila SB210 is the source of this 531-nucleotide messenger RNA. RefSeq names its product HVA22/TB2/DP1 family protein. The record is from RefSeq and is a predicted model, not a curated record. Lineage: Eukaryota; Ciliophora; Oligohymenophorea; Hymenostomatida; Tetrahymenidae. The transcript has a single exon.
AUGAGCACAGACAAUCAAUAAACCUCUAAGAAUCCCAUCUUUUAGAUUCUUGAAGAUAUUGGAAAGGAUUUUGAAAAAUGCAAGCCCUUAGUUGAUAUUGCAGUUAAAAUUGGUGUCCCCCCUGGUCACAUUGUUGCUGUCAGUUUUUGUCUUGCCUUGUUGUGCAUUAUUUUUGGUAUCUUUAGUGACUUCUUAACUGCUGUUGUCGGUUUAUUAUAUCCUUCUUACAUGAGUUUCAAGGCUAUCGAGACUCCUGACGAUGAUGAUGAUAAGCAAUGGUUGACCUAUUGGAUUGUCUUUAGUUUCUUACACGUUUUCGAUGGUCCUUUGAGCCUUAUUCUCUAAUUCUUCCCCUUCUACUACCCUCUUAAGGUUAUGUUCUAUGUUUACUUAUUCUAUCCCAAAACUAAGGGAGCCUUGUUCAUCUACAACAGCUUUUUGAGAAAGUUUUUACUUGAAAACUAAGCCAAGAUCGAUGAUAACUUAAAAAGGGCUUAAGAAACUAUUGAAAACACCAGAUUUACUAAAUGA